AUGGCCGGCCUACGGUUCGCCACGUUGCUGUGGAUUUUUCUGGUCCAUUUAGCUGGAAUUUAUCUCUUCACGAGAGGAUUUCUGCUCAUGAGAUUGUCCUUAACGGACAUUUCUGACUGCGAACCACAUUGCACUAUCAUACCGACGCACAAACGCGCAAUUGUCUUGGUAAUUGACGCCCUUCGGUUCGACUUUAUUUCACCAAAUCCACCCAGUCCACCAUCGGAAUACCACCACAACAUCUUGACUCUUCCUAGACGGCUGACGGAGGCACACCCGGAACACUCUUUUCUAUUCGACAGUCAUGCGGACCCACCGACAACGACACUUCAACGUAUCAAAGGACUAACUACCGGAUCGCUGCCCACCUUUAUGGAUAUCGGAAACAACCUGGGAGGGUCUUCGAUUGCCGAAGAUUCAAUUAUGGUACAACUUCAGAGGGCUGGAAAGAAGGCUGCGGUAACUGCUUACAAUACAGCAAGGAAGGUUGCCUUCAUGGGUGAUGAUACCUGGAUGAGCGUGUUUCCAAAUUCCUUCCACCCGGACAUGACCUUCCCGUACGACUCGUUCAACGUGGAAGACCUGCACACAGUAGACGAAGGAGUAAUCGAACAUAUCUUUCCGCUGCUUGAAGACCCGUCCAAGCCCUUCGACUUCCUCAUUGGCCACUUCCUGGGGGUUGACCACGUCGGCCAUCGCGCUGGUCCCGAGCACCCGAUCAUGAAAUCCAAGCUUCAGCAAAUGAACGACGUUCUCGAACGUGUCGUCGAGAAGAUGGACGACGAUACCCUCCUCGUCCUUCUAGGAGACCACGGAAUGGACCGAUCGGGCGACCAUGGUGGAGACAGUACCCUCGAGACGUCCGCAGCACUGUGGAUCUACAGCAAAGGAGCACCCCUCACACAGAAGCGGUCGAAGGUCCCCAUCCCAUCUGGCCUUCUGCAAUACAGAACCUUCCCAGGUGCAACCGUUCCUCAUCGCGCAGUCCAGCAAAUCGACCUCCUACCCACCCUCUCCCUCCUCCUCGGACUCCCCAUCCCUUUCAACAACCUCGGAGGCGUCAUCCCAGAACUCUUCUGGAGAGAUAGCCGCGGGAAGAUUCUGGAACGCGCAUUGGAGCUGAACGCACAGCAGAUUCACCGUUUUCUUACUACCUACCGGGCGUCGCCCUCAGGAGGAGAGCUGGACGAAGCUUGGAACACCCUUCAGCGGGCAUGGGAGGCCGUGGCCAACGCGACACCUGGGACGGAAGCGAAGCUGGUCGCGAUGAACAACUUUGCACGGCAGUCGCUCGCUGCCUGCCGCGUCAUGUGGGCCCAAUUUAAUCCCAUCUUGAUGGGGAUGGGACUGGCACUCUUCGGGAUGUCGCUAUGCGCCUCUUGGGGUCUGUUUGUCGGAUUCUCCAAAGCACAAAUGCAAUGGAAGGAAUGGGUACGAGGAAACGGAUCGAAAUGCCUCAUUGCAACAAUCUUUGGCACCAUUGCAGGUAUCGGUGUCUCCUUCGUUGGUCGCAUGGUAUGGGAAGGCAUCGGCGUCAUCGACUAUGCUAUCUUUGGCGCGACAUUAGCAUCAUGUGCAACAGUCAUCAUCCUUUCCCCGCCUUUCACAGGCCUUUCCUCCCUCUCCCUCUCGCCCGUCCUUAUGAUCCUCCAUGCCGCCGCCUUCCUAUCCAACUCAUUCACAGUAUGGGAAAAUUGGAUUAUCCCCUUCUUUGCCGUCACAGCGAUCAUCCCAUACACACUCAAAGGCCUCACCUCGUUGAACGCGCAAGUUCGGUUCCGCACCGCUGCCUUCUCGCUGCUAUACGCAAUCGCCAUUCGCCUCAUGUCGGUCAGCACAGUGUGCAGGGAGGAGCAACAGCCGUACUGUCAUGUUACGUUCUACGCUUCCUCCUCCUUGACAGCACCGCCCAAGCUCGUGGUCCUUUUGGCGAUACCAACAGCCCUCGCAAUUCCCCGAAUCAUUCGCCGAUUCCUCAACCCUUCGCUAUCCUUCAACGGCAUUGCAAAGAUCUACUACCCCCUCAUUUUCUCUCCUUCCAUCCUAGGCGGAGCGUUGUAUUGGAUCCUCGAAUGGGCCGAUACGACUUCAGCUCUGGGUGAAGAAUGGAACCCGACGCUGCGACUCGCCCGCACCUGGAUCGCAAGGUUCGCGUUUGGUUGGGUCACAGUUGCGGGUUUAGCUCUGUGGUACUACGUGCCCCUUUGCAUCGAGGUCACCGCCAUCGACAAAGGCACAGUCAUCCUCGGUUUCGGAAACAUCUUCGGCGCAAGCUACCUCGUCUACUGGUCCAUCUUCUUCACCAUCGUCUACAUCACCACGCAAGCGCCCGGUCAAAUCGUUCUCGGCCUGGGGAUGGUGGCGCUCAUCGCCUACCUGGAGGUUGUCGACAUCGAACGGGACACUACCUCGAGGUCGGGGGUGCGGUUCUGGGACGUGGUCGCUGUGGCCCUACUGGGACUGCACGCGUUCUACACGACUGGCCACCAAUCAACUAUCCCUUCUAUCCAGUGGAAGACGGCAUUCUUGAUUACACCAACCGUGAAGUACCCCUGGUCGGCAAUGACGGUGAUCACCAACUCGAUCGGCCCAAUCUUCCUUUUCGCCCUCGCUGUCCCUCUCGUCGUCUUAUGGGGCUUCUCUCCCCGCGGAAUUCAGAUACCCGAUAUCAGCUCGACGGUCGAGUUGAAUGCUGCAUUGGUGGGGAUUGGGGUCAUGAUCUACUACGCUACGCUCCUUAUGGGAGCCAGCAUCAGUGCUGCGGUAUUGAGACGCCACUUGAUGGUGUGGAAGAUCUUUGCCCCCAGGUUCAUGGCGGCUGUUUUGGGCUUGGUUGUUGUUGAUCUGGCAGUUUUGGUUGGAGUUGGUUUUGGCGUAUGGAGGGUAGGUGGGUUUGUCGAACACACCUUCCGGAAACUGGCAGGGCCCGAGAACGAAGCCCCGAAAGAGGAGUAG
Messenger RNA from Coprinopsis cinerea okayama7#130, 2955 nucleotides. Its product is annotated as phosphoethanolamine N-methyltransferase. Lineage: Eukaryota; Fungi; Basidiomycota; Agaricomycetes; Agaricales; Psathyrellaceae. Bases 1 to 2955 code for a protein of 984 amino acids. Gene Ontology annotation, cellular component: endoplasmic reticulum membrane. Gene Ontology annotation, molecular function: mannose-ethanolamine phosphotransferase activity. The record is from RefSeq and is a predicted model, not a curated record. The transcript is spliced from 2 exons. Gene Ontology annotation, biological process: GPI anchor biosynthetic process.